Messenger RNA from Lethenteron reissneri (Far Eastern brook lamprey), 5452 nucleotides. RefSeq names its product basal cell adhesion molecule-like. Lineage: Eukaryota; Metazoa; Chordata; Hyperoartia; Petromyzontiformes; Petromyzontidae. Gene Ontology annotation, cellular component: cell-cell junction; plasma membrane. Gene Ontology annotation, molecular function: cell adhesion molecule binding. The record is from RefSeq and is a predicted model, not a curated record. Gene Ontology annotation, biological process: cell-cell adhesion.
GAGAAAAAACGAAAUGAGGGGAUUUCCUGAGAGGCCUGCAGUGUGAUAGUUGCCUCGCUGCACUGCUCGAAAUCGUAAUCAGGAAAUUCCAACCUGGGGUCAUUGCAGCCACCGGCACUCCAGACUGCUUCGAGACGAGCAGAAGGUCCCAGCUCUUCGUUCUGCUCAUAUUUUACAUUCAAUUUGAGAAAUUGCUGCUGUGGUUUUCUUUGUUGUAUAUUUUAGAUGAGAACAGAUUUGAGCAUCAUCAUCAUCAUCAAGCAUGGAUUUUUACGUUACCCACUGUCUUCUUCUUCUUAUCGUCGUGAUUUUGGUCAGAGACGCUGUCACCUCGACCCUGAGUGUCACUGUGCCACCUCUGGUGGAAACUAAGCUGGGCAGUGACAUCAAAAUCCCAUGCGACUGGAGACUUGCAGAUGGUGAACACCUGGACCAGUCGAAAAUAACCUUGACGUGGUAUUGCGUGAAAGACCAGAAACCUGCAACCAGAUUAUGUUACAGGCAAGGCCCCAUAAAAUUAUUUGAAAAUCGCCAUAUUUUAUCUUUUGAUGUUGACAAAGAUUUCACCCUCAUCAUCAAGAGCGUGAGGUUUGACGAUGAAAUGAAGUUCACCUGCAAGGUCAGUUCUGGCAAGUUUGGAAUAUCGGAAGCCACUGCACAGGUCAAAGUGUUUGCCGAACCAGAAUUUGAACACGAGGUGUCGGACCAAGUCGUUGACCUGACGCAGCUCGAGGCCAACGACAGCGUGGAGAUUGGGACAUGCGUUUUAAAGAAUGGCCACCCCAAGCCAUCAUCGGUGAUCUGGUACAAGAGUGAAAUCCCCAUUCUGCACGAGAAUAUCACUGAAACCGUGACCGAGGAUUCUGGCAAGUGGACCGUCCGAUCUACCUUGAGAUAUAAACCGAGAAUACACGAUCAUGGAUCGCAGUUCUUCUGCAAGGCGUCGUACCAAAUUCCUGGAGAGUCCAUCUCCAUGAUGUCUUCCAAAGCGACUCUGAUUCUGAUGUAUCCUCCAGCGAAUGUGUUCAUGACAGUGGAGCCUCAACGCGGAAAUGUUCAGGAGGAUGGAAACGCCACGCUCACAUGCAACGCCAACGCAAACCCUCCGCCCAGCUACACAUUUUACAAGAUGCCGGAUACAACCAAGCCGAUUACAAAGGGCGUGAAUGGAAGUCGGCUCCACCUGGCUGGCAUCACGAGGUCACAGAGUGGCAAAUACAGAUGCCAGGUGACAUGGCGAGAUAGGACCAUGACCAACCUGGAACCAGGCACUGCGUCCAUCACUGUGUCCUACCAGCCAGUGGUCACUUUGAAAAAUGAAUCCACCGUUAUGAAUGGUUGGAAGCGUUUCUCUUGCACGGCCGUGGGACAUCCCAGACCUACCAUCGAGUGGAAUCCCUCCAAAGAAACGACAACAGCUAAAGUGAUCAAUGAAACGACGGUCAUGGAUACAAUCGUGAUUUCGGAAUCAGCAGAGAGUGCAGGAGUCACUACUUGCAUCGCGAGGAACUCCAUUGGGACAGCAAAAGGCCUUAUCUUCCAAAAACAAUCAGUGGAUCGUUUGUCUUGGCUGAAAGAUAUGUGGAAAGAAGCAUCAGCUAUUGCCGGGGGAGCACUCAUUGUUUUGGUGGCUUCCAUCAUAAUCGCCGUCGUCUGCUGCAAAAAAUGCUCUCGGAAAAAAAGCUCGGAAGUUGCUUCAACAAUGCACGAAGUGAAACCCGAAAGCAGCAACGGCAAGGAGGCUGCUGGUAACGGCGUCGCGGUGAACAUCCCUCAAGACCACGCGCACUAAACAGCGGCAAGCGUCAUCGUUGGGCCUUCGAUGACUCGCUCGUCGUUACAAUUCAGGGGCGUUCGUCUCUUUGGAAUAAUUCAUCAUGAGUGUGGCAUUGCGACGCCUAAACUAGGCCGCGUGGGUGAUAUAGAACUUAGACACAAAAUAAACAACAAUCGAUGGUCAACACGCUUGAUUCCACGCGUGCUUCGUGGGCGUAAGGGUCGAUUUUAAUCGGCGAUUCGAUGCUUCGUUAUACACCGGAUGCAAUGCGUCGUCGUGGUGAAAAAAACAACCACGUUUUGCCCCAAAAAUUUGAAAACCUCAAUUUGAUAAAACCAUCACAGCAGCAGCAGCCAUUACCCUCCUGCCGUGAAAACCUCGCAUAGGGGUCGGCAACCGAAAUAACGACAAGAUACAUUCAUUUCUAAUUCAGUAAAUUAAAAAAACAUAAAUAUUUCCACGAGUCGGUGGCCUCCUCCAUAAUCGACUGGCCACGAGGCAAAGUCCUCGAGGAGGCAGACCGCGUGCGGUUGCAGAGUCGAAGGCUGACGACUCCCUGACCUGGCAGGGCCCUCCUGGGGGGGAAAUUAACGAACCAGUUUGAGACUCAGUGAGGCAUUUCUGGGUGAACAAGCGUGCUAAUAACGGCAAUUGACUGCCAUCAAGGUGCGCCUGACAAAAAUACAAACAACAUCCCCACGGCACUGAAGGAGGGCCACCUUUUCUGCUCGUAUUGCUGUGACAUUUGCGAGACGCAAUUUGCUUGUGGUGGCCACAUUCUGCAAUCGUCAACGAGGUGUGGUGACACUUGGAAGGCGUCUUUUUGCUGGUGUCGCGUAAACAGAAGGUGGCCAAUUCGUCACUAGUACAGCACGCCGGUGUGUUGGUCGCGAAAGCCAACGUGUCACACCGGACUUGCAAUCUUGACGUCGCCGGUUCGUACGGUCUGUAUGUGUGUCGGUGUUCUUCACGAUAUUUCAGAGUGCCGAAUUAUCCGAGUAGCAAAAGUAGCGACAUAUGUAGUAGCUACGGGCCCCGCACUUUCAAGGGCUCCGCGCUAAAUGCUUUCAAGCUAUCAAUUUCGAUUCAGUGAUUCUGCACUUGCUCUAUUACUAUAGUACUAUACCACCUGCAACUUUUAUGAACGACUGGGUGUUAUCGGUUAGCGAUUUGUCGUAUUAUCUGGCUGUAUAGCAAAUGGAAAAAUACAAUUACUUUACGAUGCAAGUUACAUAAAUGUAUGUGUUUUAAUAUUUACGUAUUUUAUUUUAUUUAGGGCCCGUUAAUAAAAAACGCUACAGGCCUCGCACUAGCUUCAUCCGCCACUGGUGGUGGAUGUUGGCUUUCGCCGAAAGGCAUCGAAAGUGCGAGGGCCGCCACACCAUUUGAAACCAUUGGGGUUUGUGACAGAUCGAUGAUGAUGACGAUGGUGGUGGCGUUAUGUUGUCGUGGGGAGCGGUGGUGCAGCUGUUAGCGCGCUGCCCUACGAACCUGGCAAUCCGGGUUCGAUUCCCGCUCACGGCCAACGCCAGUGACGAUUAUCUGAACAGGUCCUGGGCCUCCCCUAGGUCGACUCAGCCUCAAAUUGAGUACCUGGUGCGGUGUGUAAAUAUCGCCAUUGGGGAGACAAAGGCGGCCGGGCGUGGUGUUGGUCACCCACCCCCCUGUGCGCCGUGCCGGCCUUCAUAGGUGCUCGCUAACAGCACUUGCCCCUACAGUCUGUUAAGGCUAUACGGGGGAUCUUUGUCCUUGGGGUGUGUUGUCACGUGUUGUGUACUGUCAGGGGCCGCACCUAAGGCCACUAGGGGCCGCACGGUGGCCUUGCAAUGAAGGACUUCUUUCGCGCCGUACCUAAGCCAACCGUGCUAAUCGGGGGAUGUGCGGUCGAUCUCCGGGCGCGGCAGUUGCAACUAUGGGAACGUUUCUUGAAUCCCUGCUCCCUCCCUCCCUCCCCGCCUCUCUAUUUAGCCAGCAGUGUAAAUGAGUACAAACCACAAUCGAUGGGCAGGUCGAUUGUGAUGGGGUAAAGUGUGGGUACCCUUAUAUCUUCCAAGACAUCCGGUGCGUUUGUUGUGCUUCUGCCAGGAAUAAUUGCCAUUGUAAGACUGUACAUACUGUGUUCCUUAUUCUAUUUUUGUUGUUUUAAAUUAAUGUUUGCGAUACUUGAGCACAAUGAAAUACUCAACAUUGGCAGUAGGCAUUUGCGUGUGUGUCUGUGCAUGUGUCAGAGGUCGCAAACGGGUUUUGAUUCCUUACCCGUACCCGUACCCGGCCGCAUCAGGGUCGCAAAUGGGUACCCGUACCCGGCCGGGUACAGGUAGCCGUAUCCUACCCGUACCCUACCCGAAAUGAGUGACAAACGGUGAGUCACCAGUGACUCACGGCCUACCCGUACCCGGCCGCACCAGGGUCGCAAACGGCUACCCGUACCCGUACCCGGCCGAGUACGGGUAGCCGGGUAUCGGGUAGGGUACGGGUAUCGGGUACCCGAUUGCGACCUCUGGCAUGCGACCAGAUUGGUAUAAUUUAAUUGAACAGGGCAUAAGCCUGGGGUGCGUCUUACUCUCAGGAGCAUAAUAUGUCUCAUCAUCAUACCGGAUUUGACUGCUCAUGUCUUAAAAUUACCAUCACCGGUCUUGGGCACCAGCACCAUUAACGUGAGCAGAUCCACAGUAUUUGCUCGUACUGCUAUUCACUUAGAAUUGCUUUGUUAUUUUCUAAACUAUUCUGCGGCUGCACCGUUGGUCGUGAGUUCACGUGGUUGUGCUGUGCAGAUCUCCGAUGUGCGUUUUCGGGUCGUGCCGCGCAUUUGAUUUGCUCGGCACGAUGUCCGACGUUUCGCUGCACGUGCUGGGAGCUUCUUCAGGACGAAGCUGGGGGAGAGGCUCCCAGCACGUGGAGCGAAACGUCGGUUAUCGAUAAUAGAGGUUAAUGUGUCGUUAAACCCGCCACCGCCCAAUACAGCCAGUAGUUAAUAAACUUUGUGACGAAAACAAAACAUGCCAAUUAGUCACUACUUCAGCACAACGGUUUGUUGGAGAGUAAAUCCACAAUAUUUACUAUUCGAGUGCUACGUUCAUUAUAUUCGGGUUUCACGACGCAUUUAUAUUUACGCCAUUAUAACCCUCGAAAAAAAACAACCUUUAUUACGGAUAAUAUUGGUUCGCGAAAGCCUACGGGGCAAAUAUGGAGAGCAACUUUUCUACCGUUUUAAUGUUUUUCGCCGGGGUAUUUACGGUGGGUGUUCCAGGUAUCCUGGAGUCAUCACCAAACGCAACAAAAAGAGUCUUGAAAACCAAUGGAGCUUGCUUGAGUAAAUAUUUUAAUUAAGCACUGUACUUUUAGAGAUAGUUUACGUCGGAUUCUAGAUUUGAAGCUUUCGUGAUUGCAAGGAUUCAUACUCUUUGGUUUAAAGUCACGUAGGUAAACCAAUAAAUAAAAUAAUUUAUUUUGUUUUAAUGUAUUUUAUUUUUUGUUUUACCUACGUGACUUUACCGGAAAAAAACCAAGGAGUAUGAGUAUUCACAUCGGAUGUCUCUUCCUCCUUUGGCGAUCUUUUUUUCGCUCGUAAGUGCGAAAACUUGCGACGGAGUAAACACCGUCACAUUCUUAUUUUGUACUGCAUAAUGAGCACGUGCCGUUAUUUUCAACGAAGUGAAUAAAUAUGCAUCUGUC